Molecule: messenger RNA, 1405 nt
Organism: Anopheles coluzzii
Lineage: Eukaryota; Metazoa; Arthropoda; Insecta; Diptera; Culicidae
Product: serine protease easter-like
Exons: 4
Coding region: 141-1280 (379 amino acids)
Biological process (GO): proteolysis
Molecular function (GO): serine-type endopeptidase activity
Source: RefSeq, a predicted model, not a curated record
ACACGGAGCCCUGGCCGGACGCACGCAUUAGCCGGGUUCCGCGUCAUGGCGAACCGCCGGCUUAGUCAUUCGCAGCAGUCCGAACGGAUCGGUUCGGGCAACGCAAACGACAGUUUCUCGCCUCACCUGCAGCGAUCAUCAUGAGCGUUUACAGCCGCUGCCCGCUGAGGUUGCACCGUCUACAGUUGGUGCCGUUUCUACUGCUCACGCUUCUAAGCAUCUCAGCUGCUCAACAAUGCACCCUACCUGAUAGCACUGUGGGCGAGUGUAUACUGCUGCGCAACUGCAACAGUCUCCUGACGCUGAUCAGGAAAAAACCGCUGCUAGAUGCCGAUCGGACGUACUUGCAGCGAUCGCAGUGCGGUUGGUCCGCGGCCGAAAAUCAUCCGCUCGUCUGCUGUGCGGACAGCUUGGUGGCACCGGUUCGCGUUGGUGUCGGGCUCUUGCCGUCACCGGGCCAGUGCGGCAUACAGACGAGCGAUCGCAUUUUCGGCGGCGUUAACACGCGCAUUGACGAGUUCCCUUGGAUUGCGCUGCUGAAAUAUGCAAAACCGAAUAACGUUUUCGGGUUUCACUGUGGUGGUGUGCUGAUCAACGAUCGAUACGUCCUAACGGCUUCGCACUGCGUCAACGGUAAAGACAUCCCGAGCACCUGGAAUUUGGCCGAAGUACGCCUCGGCGAAUGGGACACCUCUACUGCACAGGACUGCGAGGGACUGGGCGAUGACGUUGACUGCUCCCCGCCACCGAUCGAUGUGCCGAUCGAGGGAAAGAUACCGCAUCCAGAGUACGUGCCAACGUCCGCCGAACAGUACAACGAUAUCGCGCUGCUGCGGUUGCAACAAUCCGUGCCGUACUCUGACUUCAUCAAGCCCAUCUGUCUGCCGAUGCAGGCCGAGCUGAAGGCGCGGGAUUACGUUGGGUUCCGCAUGCAGGUGGCCGGCUGGGGACGUACGGCCACGGCGCGCUUCAGCAACGUCAAGCAGAAGGUGGCCGUCGACGGUGUUUCGCUGGACGCGUGCAAUCAGGUCUAUCAACGCGAGCAGGUGCUGCUGCGCCAAUCGCAGCUCUGUGCGGGCGGUGAGGCCGGCAAAGACUCGUGCCAAGGUGAUUCGGGCGGCCCGCUAACGGGCGUCCAUACGGCGGGCGGUUUGCAGUACUGGUAUCUGAUCGGGCUGGUAUCGUUCGGACCGACGCCGUGCGGCCAGGCCGGUUGGCCCGGGGUUUACACCAAGGUGGACCAGUACGUCGAUUGGAUCACUGCCACGAUUGCCGCUUGAGAAAAUAACAGCAAAGAUGAGUGCUGCGUGCACGCUGGGUAUUAAUGGUUGAAUAAAGUGAAAUUUACAUAAGUGCAUUUGAAUAAAGAAGGAGUUUCGCGGAAUUUCUGUUCGCAUAUGCAACA